Molecule: messenger RNA, 1814 nt
Organism: Apis dorsata (giant honeybee)
Lineage: Eukaryota; Metazoa; Arthropoda; Insecta; Hymenoptera; Apidae
Product: sterol O-acyltransferase 1
Exons: 9
Coding region: 1-1596 (531 amino acids)
Biological process (GO): cholesterol metabolic process
Cellular component (GO): endoplasmic reticulum membrane
Source: RefSeq, a predicted model, not a curated record
AUGGAACAACGAACCGUAACCGUGGAACAACACGUUUUGAAUAAGAAUCCGAGCGAAAAUGUAAAGGAUGUGAUAAAACAAGAGAUGGAAAAGCCGAAGAAAAAUUUGAUGCGUGACAUUAUCUUCAGUGAAUUACAGGAACAAAUGCAGGAAAUCAGGCAAGACAUUUUAGAGCUUGUCAAUAACCGAAUGAAUGAUAUGGUAUCGGAAGUAGCAAACAGAAUUGCUUCGAAUGAGUUGAAAGAUCUGGUUGACUCGGAUAAAUACUCUAACAGAACAAAAUCAACGAGAGAAAAUACUUUGCCCACCAAGCAAUUUCUUCAAAGAAAUUCUUUAUUGACUGAUUUGUACGAAAUCAAACAUAUUCGAACACUUUACAAUCUCUUCGUAGCAACAUUGAUAAUUCUUUUAAUACACACAGCCGUAUACGAUAUUAGACACACGGGCUCACCUAAUCUUGGUAUAGACACAGUACGAGCUGGUUUUGCCAAAUUUCCAGUAGUGCUAUAUGUUUGGUCCCUUAUGAAAAUUUCAGUUCUGGGAGUUUAUGCUGCUUUCUAUUGUUGGGCUACUCGUCGUCUUCAGUAUUCGCCUAAAUCAUUUACCAGAAAAAUAUGGGAUUAUGGAUGGCUGGCAGGCAUUGUUCUUUAUCAGACCUUGUUCUUCAUACUUCCGACCAGAGCUGUACUCGAUAAUGACUUGCCAUUGGCGUCUAGCAUGAUUAUUCUUAUGGAACAAAUUCGAUUAGUGAUGAAAACUCAUGCCUUCGUGAGGAGUGUUGCACCAAGAUUUUUAUCAUACAAACCUCAUACAGAUACAUCAAUACCACAGCUACCUGAUUUUUCUCAAUAUCUUUAUUUCCUGUUUGUGCCAACGCUGAUUUAUCAAGACAGAUAUCCUAGAGCGAAAAAGAUUCGAUGGAAUAUUGUCCUGACUAAUUUCGUUGAAGUAUUAACAAUUAUCUUUUUCGUGGCGCUUCUCUACGAACGUUUGUUAUAUCCAAAUUAUCGAGAAUUUGGAAAACAACCGGUUGAGUUGGGAACACUCACACUUAAUAUUCUUGGCUCGAUGUUGCCCGGAAUUCUUAUGUUUCUCUGCGGCUUUUAUCUUCUUCUACACUGUUGGAUGAAUGCUUUCGCUGAACUAUUGCGAUUUGCCGACAAAAUGUUUUAUAAAGAUUGGUGGAACUCCAUCUGCUAUAGCGCCUAUUAUCGUACCUGGAACAUCGUCGUCCACGAUUGGUUGUACACUUACAUCUACAAGGAUAUGUACGAGAUCUUGACACCUAGGAACAAGACACUAUCCGUGUGCAUGGUUUUCGCCAUCUCGUCCAUCAUACACGAGUACAUCCUCAGCUUCUCUAUUCGUUUCUUUUAUCCCGUAUUAUUGUUAUUGUUCGGUGUUGUUGGUCUCACGGUGGUAUUCGUAUUAAAAUCAGCCGGAAACGUGUUCCUCUGGUUCAGCCUGAGUGUCGGCAAUGGAGUAUUGGUCAGCUUGUAUUGCAUGGAGUAUUUCGCCAGAAUUAAUUGUCCAUCGACUCGUGAUGAUUUCUGGGAUCUCAUGAUUCCGAGAACUUGGACAUGUAUCUUUAAAUGAGAAAGAUUGAAAGCUAACUUGUGUAAGCAUUAAUAAACUGCAGAAGUAAGGCUUAAUACUUCAAGAUCGUUUAAAUUUAAAUUAUCUUUAUUGAUGAAUGAUUUGAGAAGUAUUCACUGUAUGAAAUCUAAAGGAAAAAAAAAAAAGAGAAAUUAGCAUGGAGGUUUAAAGACUGGAAUAAUCCUUGCGACUUAGUUUUAAUCUAAUAGAUAAAUAAG